Messenger RNA from Adineta ricciae, 6015 nucleotides. The record is from the annotation of a GenBank genome assembly. Lineage: Eukaryota; Metazoa; Rotifera; Eurotatoria; Adinetida; Adinetidae.
AUGUGCAUCUUUGGAACAACCAGUGGUGACAUGUACAUUAGUGAUUAUACUGCGAAUAAUCAAGCUCGUAGAUGGUCACAGAAUUCAAAUGGUAGUAGUCUUGUGAUGUCUACUAGUUCAGGAUGUUAUGGUCUGUUCAUUGAUACCAAUAACAUGUUGUAUUGUUCACUUUAUCUUGCCCAUCAAAUUGUGAAGCAGUGGUUAGGUAGCAAUGCAUCGGCAGUGAUAACGAUUGCUGGGAAUGGAUCAAAUGGAUCUGGAUUGAAUCAGCUUAACAGUCCUGGUGGAAUCUUUGUCACUAUUGAUUUUGAUUUAUAUGUAGCUGAUUAUGGAAAUAAUAGAAUUCAACUUUUUCGACCUGGUCAAUCUAGUGGAGUAACAGUUGCAGGGAAUUCGUCAAUAAAUGUGACAAUUAUACUUCAAGGUCCAAAUGCCGUCAUACUAGACGCUGACAGUUAUCUAUUCGUAACGGAUAACUCGUAUAAUCGAAUAGUUGGAUCAGGACCAAAUGGUUUUCGAUGCAUCGUUGGGUGCACUCGUGUGCAAGGCACGGCAAUUAACCAGCUUAAAGGCCCGUGGAAUCUGGUUUUUGAUAGUCACGGGAAUCUAUACGCGAAUGAAUGGAACAGCUAUCGCAUUUUGAAAUACACUUUAUUGAAUAAUACUGGAGUGAAAUCAUAUAACCAACCACAACUAUCUGCAGAUACCACUUGGGACCGAAAUGCAAUCACAUUUACUAGUAAAAACAUGAUCGGACAACAUCAGUCGAACAUUUUUAUUGAUGCAAACAACUCAGUGUAUAUUAUUGAUACACAAAACGGUCGACUUCAAAUAUGGUUUAACAGCAGCAUCAGCCUGACACGCACCAUAUCGGGAAACUUCUUCAAUGUAAAUUCUAUAUUCGUUACGAAUAAUGGUGAUAUUUACAUUGAUAAUGGCACUUCAAAUGGCUUCGUUAGUAGAUGGUCCAUGGACACAAAUACUAGCAUUCCGGUCAUGUCUAUUAAUUCAUCUUGUUUUGGUUUAUUUAUUGAUAAAAGCAAUACGAUAUAUUGUUCACUCUUCACCGAGAAUCGAAUUGUGAAAAAAUGGUUAGGUGAUAGUACAAUGAUAGCAACAACAGUAGCCGGAAGUAUCCACGGUAUGCAGGGCUCAUCUUCGGAUCGAUUCGCUGCCCCCUGUGGAAUCUUUGUCAGUGAUAACUUUGCUUUAUAUGUGGCUGAUUCUGGAAAUGAUCGAAUACAACUUUUUCGGCUAGGUCAAACGGAAGGAAUAACAGUUGCAGGAAAAACUUCAAACAAUAUUACAAUCAAACUGAAUAAUCCAACCGGAGUUGUACUCGAUGCUAACAAUUAUUUAUUUAUUGUGGACGCUGGUAAUAAUCGGAUAGUUGGGUCAGGACCAACUGGUUUUCGAUGCAUAGUCGGAUGUUCCAGUCGUGGCUGGUGGAAUUGGUGGAAACAAGUUUCGCAACCGGGUAGCAUGGGUUUUGACAGUUGUGGAAAUAUAUUUAUCGUGGAUACAGGAUACGAUCGCAUCCAAAUUUUCCCUUUAUCAAAAACCUCAUGCAACCAAAACAGAUGGAUAGCGACAGCAACGAAUGCGGUAGCAUCGAAUCAAAGUUGUUCCGCUCCAAAUGUCACGCUUACUCCCAACGCAUCAUCCACAACAUCACCACUUCAGUAUCGUCGAAGUCAUCAUGUCUCCAUCGUUUCGCUUAUCGACUUCAAUUGUGAUCAACCAUUCGUCAUGACAACUCUAUGGACAAUCAAAACCUGUUCAAACACAUCAUGCACACAUACCAUGCCAUCCAAUCCCGCCGUCAACACAAAAUACACCGAACUCUAUAUCCCUCCAAACACACUUCCAUAUGGAAUCUAUAACUUCACUCUCACUGUUUCUGUUCCAGGAUUCUCAACNAAACAAAUGAGAGCACCUGCAAAUGCACACAUCAAUCUUCCAUCGACACUGCCAAUCAGUGUCAACAACAAUCAGACAGUUUCCAUUCGACUACUGAUGGAACCACUCUCACCUGCUGGUCAAUCUCAGUCGAACACCAAUCUUUCCACAUCGAUCUCACUGACCAUUCUCGAUGACGACGGACAAGAAAUCCCCAUGAAAACAACUGAUAACACUUCCAUCGAAAUCAUCAUUCCUCGAGAUCCAAAUCUUGUCAUGCCAUCGAUGAUCUUGUACAAUGUCACUUCUGUCAACUCCACUGAUGACUCUCAUCAUCAACUGUUCUAUUCUCACUAUGUUAAUAUCACCACUUCUCUUCCAAUAUCGGUUCACCUGGAGAUUCAACCAUUGAAUGUGAAUGUGUCCUAUUUGUUAAUCUAUCGAUUCGAUGGCAUACCACAGCUGAACAGCUCCAUGAGUCAAAUCGACGGAUGGACACUUCUUUGUCCAUCUGCUUUGACAAAUGACAGUGUGUACAGAUACUUCUAUGACAAUGAACAAACAGUGGGUCAUCGUUCGUUGGUCAUUGGUCUCCGAGAACUUGAUUCUGCUAGUGAUUGUUUGCGCUCAUCGACUCUCAAUCAACCACCCAUAACUGAUGAAGUGUACAACUUCACAUCGAACUAUGAGAUACGAAUGUACACUUCUGGUUGUUACUAUCUCGACAGAGGCAACGAAUGGAGAGCAGAUGGAUUAGUCGUUGGAUCAUUGACUAAUCACUAUCAAACACAAUGUUAUGCAAAACAUUUGACCAAAUUCACAGGCAGUUUCAAUGUUCUACCUCAGCCAGUCAACUGGCAGUAUGUGUUUGCAAAUGCGGAUUUCGCUCGCAAUAAGACUAUUUACUUGACGAUCAUUUGUGUAUCGGUGAUCUAUGUGCUACUGAUCAUCUAUGCUCGUCACUAUGACAAGAAAGACUUGCAAAAACUAGGAGUGACGCCCUUGCCUGACAAUCAUCCAUCCGAUGAGUAUUACUAUCAGAUCAUUGUUUUCACUGGUCAGCGCAACGAUGCAGGAACGAAGUCGAAUGUGCAUUUCAUCUUGUAUGGUCUGGAUGAUGAGACAUCAGUUCGAACACUGGCUGAUCCACAUCGUCGAGUUCUGCAACGUGGUGGUAUCGAUGCUUUCAUCAUGUCAGUGCCAAAGUCACUGGGUCUGCUGAACUGUAUUCGUAUUUGGCAUGACAACACUGGCAAAAGUUCGGCAUCAUGGUUUCUGAAGUAUGUCAUUGUUCGCGAUCUACAGACCAUGGAGAAGUUCCACUUCAUUGCACAACGAUGGUUUGCUGUGGAAAAAGCUGAUGGAAAGAUCGAACAUGUGUUGCCGGUAGCUGGUGCAGCAGAGAAGAGUGACUUUUCGUAUGUCUUGUCGAAGAAGGCAUACCACAGUGUAUCGGAUGGUCAUCUAUGGUUCUCGAUCUUUUCUCGGCCACCUUCGAAUCAGUUCACACGUGUUCAACGAUGUACCUGUUGCUUUGUUCUCUUGCUUGUGUCAAUGUUCUUGAACAUCAUGUACUAUGACUUGCAAAACGAAGGCAAAAUGAGUGCGAACAUCUCAUUCGAACAGAUCAUCAUUGGUGUGAUUGUAGAAGUGUUCUCACUGAUUCCAAGUCUUUUACUCAUACAGAUCUUCCGACGACUUCGCUCUCGUCACAAGUCACUUUCGCCAUUACGAAAGAUCUUGUACGAAAUCAGUCCGUCGCUAGCAAAACAACAAGUCAAAUCGAAGACGAAACAGACAUUCACAUUUCCCUGGUGGUUUAUAUUCAUCGCAUAUGGCCUGUGCUUCCUAUUGGUCGCAACCUCGAUGUUCUUUCUUAUCGUUCGUGGUAUUGAGUUUGGUGAUGUGAAAACACAGAAAUGGCUAGUGUCCAUUCUCAGUGGUUUUCUCUCCUCGGUCCUGUUGACUCAGCCACUGAAGAUUGUGGCAUUGGUGGUCGUGUUUGCAUUCUUCUGUCGAAAAUCGCACGAUGAUCAAGAAGCCAUGGAAUAUCUGGAUGAGAACGAAUUGCAUUUGGAGCGAGAUGAAGAAUAUCUGCACGAGAACAAUCUAUCGCUGGUUGACUCUCGUUCAACAAUCGGACAUGCACGACUGACUGAUGCAGAAGUGGCAUCAGCACGUGAUCGCCGACUGAAAGAAAUGCAGAUGUGGUCGAUCCUUCGAGAAGCACUCGUCUAUCUCAUCUUCUUCUCCACUCUCUCAGUUCUCAUCUAUUCUCAAACUCAACUCAACUCAUUCCUCCAAGUGGAUCAUCUGCGAAAAUAUCUCUGCAAUCCACGACAACCAGAUCUCGACUAUCAGCAGAUAUCGAGCCAGGCCGACUUUUGGUCAUGGCUGGAAGAGAGUUUUGUUGAGAAUAUUCGUGCACAACAAUGGUAUAAUCGUGAGCCACCUCGAAAUCUCAGUGGUUUCAUGAAUGAUAAAACGAAUCGGCUGCUCGGUUGGAUCACUAUGCGACAAGUGCGUGUCAAAACUGAUCCAUGUUCACCCAUGCGAAAUCUCCACUUCGUCUGUCAGUAUGAUUACAGUUCUCAAACUGAACAAACCAACUCAUUCGAUCUUGGAUGGAUCAAUCGAACGCAAACCAGCAGCUCGGAUUCUAUAUUUAGUCAAGCAUUUCAAUAUAAAUCCAAGGAUGUCUUGGAUACCUAUCCCAUCAGUGGAAGAUUCGGUCGAUAUGGUGAUGGUGGAUAUGUGUAUGAGUUUCGUGGUCGAUUAGCUGAUAUUCGGAUGAAUUUGACAAAACUUCACGAAUAUCAAUGGAUCGAUGAUCAAACACGAGCAGUGAUCAUCCAGUUGAGUUUAUACAAUCCCAAUGCUCAGCUAUUCACUUCGAUUAUUCUGCUCACUGAGUUUCUCUCUACCGGUGGAGUUGUCACACAAUCAACGAUCGAACCUAUUCAGUUCUAUGGUAAGUNGUAUGAGUUUCGUGGUCGACUAGCUGAUAUUCGGAUGAAUCUGACAAAACUUCACGAAUAUCAAUGGAUCGAUGAUCAAACACGAGCAGUGAUCAUCCAGUUGAGUUUAUACAAUCCCAAUGCUCAGCUAUUCACUUCGAUUAUUCUGCUCACUGAGUUUCUCUCUACCGGUGGAGUUGUCACACAAUCAACGAUCGAACCUAUUCAGUUCUAUGCAUUCACAUCGUUGAGUCAAUUGAUCUGUUUGAUUGUUUACAUACUGUUCAUAGUGUAUCUGAUGGUGAAACAAGUUCAGUUGAAAUGGCAAGCAUUCACUCAGUUCUGGUCACUGCUCGAUUUUGGUGUUAUUAUUUGUUCAUGGGUGGGUGUGGCGAUGUAUGUGUGGCGAUAUGUUGAAUAUAGUCGUAUUGGUCAAGUGUUUGCUGAGACUAAUGGUUUCAGUUGUUUCUUUGGUACGAUCAAGUUCAUUCGUUUGUGUCGAUAUAACUAUCGAGUUUAUUUGUUCAUCGAAACACUUCGGAUAGCUGUACGAGAGUUGAUUCCGUUUUCGUUGAUGUUUUCGGUGGUGUUUUUAUCGUUCAACUUCCUGUUCUAUCUGUUAUUUGUGUCGAAACUUGCAGCAUGUGCAACAUUUCUGGGAACAACACAGAUGUUGUUUGAGAUGACAUUGAUGCAGUUUGAUGGUGAUGCAUUGCUGGAUGCAGCUGCUUUCCUUGCACCGUUUUGUUUUAGUUUGUUCGUGUUUGUGGUGGUGUUCACUUGCAUGUCAAUGUUCUUAUCGAUUGUUAAUCAAAGCUUUAAGAGAGCCAAUCAAAAUGCAGGUGAUGUUGAACACGUCUACUCAUUUAUCCUGAAUCGAUUCUUGCAAUGGACAGGUUUGAAAGAACAGGAUGACGAUGAAAAGCAUGAUACAUCGAUACGACAAGAAUACUUUGAUUCAGUUGCAAAUUUUCCCGAGAAAAUGGAUCAGUUAUUGGGAGCAUUGAAUCGAGAUGACGAUGAAAAGCAUGAUACAUCGAUACGACAAGAAUACUUUGAUUCAGUUGCAAAUUUUCCCGAGAAAAUGGAUCAGUUAUUGGGAGCAUUGAAUCGAGUGUACAUGUAUCAAAAGACAGAAAGGGAAGAAAUAAUACUUUAG